Molecule: messenger RNA, 4385 nt
Organism: Thunnus maccoyii (southern bluefin tuna)
Lineage: Eukaryota; Metazoa; Chordata; Actinopteri; Scombriformes; Scombridae
Gene: trim101
Product: tripartite motif containing 101
Exons: 12
Coding region: 834-3530 (898 amino acids)
Molecular function (GO): zinc ion binding
Source: RefSeq, a predicted model, not a curated record
AUCACAUUAGCUGUGUGCCGGAUGGCGAAGAAGCCGUGAACACAGUUGCUACUUGGGCAGAAAAACAGGAAUGGAGUGAGAGUGUUGUAUGAGAGAGGGAGGGUGUGUGUGUGUGUGUGUGUGUGUGUGAGGAAGAGGAAGAGGAAGAGGAGGACGGGAUUUGGAAGCAGACAAGAGGCUGAGAGGAGAGACUCCGGGCAGAUUUUAGUGCCAGAGUUCGGUGUCACAGGAGCUGAAGAGGAGAAACUGGCUCCUGCUUCAUUUCUCUUCAAAGACGUGAAACUUAAUUCCUUGAGCUGAUUGACCUCGAUGUGACCUCGAUUUUUGGGUGUGUUUCAAUCGGUGGCAUCUGUGAAUUUUUUCCACAUCUGAAAGCGAGCCCGCAACGCUGAAGAUUAACUCUCAAUUCUUUAAAAAGUGACGGCUCCUGUUCUGAACUGUCUGACUGAGUGAGUUGGGUAUUUCCAGGCCUGAUUCAGACGCUCUGUGGUCUCUGCACAAGUCAUAAAUCCUGGAAACAUCACAUGAAACUGCAGCUCAUUGAAGUCCAUCUUGAGGAGAAUGUACUCCAAGAUAUAAUUACAUUUGAUUAGUCAUUUCUUAAUUAAAACUGGACAUAUUUGCCCUGAAGAUCAGCAGCUCUUCCUGCUGUUGCUGCUUUUUCAGCAUCUCAAAACUGUCUGAGUCUGGAUUUACUGCUUGAUUUAGAGAAUCACCUCAACACAAAUACAUCUGAAGAAAAGGAACAUACGAGUGAAUUUAGAGACCAGACGGACAUGCAGGAGGAAGUAAAAUAAAUAACAGACUCAACUUUCACAGAACACAAUCAGCAGAUGCAGAAAAGGGAGGAGGUGAAGUUCGGCGCAGCGGCCAUGUCACUGACUGCAGACCUGAGCUGCCUGCAGGGCAGCAGGGGAGCAGAGCGCGAGGCGGCACUGGAAACACUGGAGAAGCAGCUGAUCUGCCCCAUCUGCCUGGAACUCUUCAACAAACCGGUGGUCAUCCUGCCCUGCCAGCACAACCUGUGCAGGAAAUGUGCCAACGAGCUCUACCAGCCGUCCCUGUUCCAGGCUCGCACCACCAUGCAGGUGAACAGCGGUCGUUUCCGGUGUCCGUCCUGCAGACAUGAAGUGGUGCUGGAUCGCCACGGCGUCUACGGCCUGCAACGAAACCUGCUGGUGGAGAACAUCAUCGAUGUCUACAAGCAGGAAGUCAGCAACAACAACAACGCCCCAAGCCCUCUCCCUCCUUCUACACUUCCUGCUAAGGUGAAGUGUCCAGACCAUGAAGGUGAGAAGAUGAACAUCUACUGUCUGACCUGCCAGGUUCCCACCUGUUCCCUCUGUAAAGUGUUUGGGGCUCAUCAGUCGUGUCGGGUGGCUCCGCUGACAGACAUCUACCAGCAGCAGAAGGAUGAGCUGAAUGAAGGAAUCAGUUCUCUGGUGACGGCCAAGGACAAAGUCCAGGCUUUGAUCGAUGAUCUAGAGGAGAGUUGCAGGAACAUAGAGGAAAACUGUAAAACUCAGAAACAGAGUGUGUGUGACAAGUUCAGCCACAUGUUUUCCAUCCUGGAGGAGAAACGCAAGGCGAUGGCACAGCGAAUCAGCUCGGAGCAGGAAGAGAAGACAAACCACGUCCAGGCGCUGGCGCGUUGCUACGGAGACAGCAUGGAGGCCAACAACAAGCUGGUGGAGAGCGCGAUGAGCAGCAUGGAGGAGCCGGACAUGGCUGCUUUUGUUCAGAAUUCAAGAGAGCUGAUCACAAAAGUAAUAACAGCGACCAGCUCCUGUCCAGCAGAGACGCUUAGACCAGGUUAUGAGAAUAUGAGCCACUACACAUUUAACUUUAGCAGACAGGAGAGCGCUCUGAAGAACAUAGACUUCAUCAAAGAUGAAGAAGAUGUUCCUGAAGAACCAGAGAUUGAACCAGAGCCAGAAGAACCCAAAGAACUCUCUCUGCAGAACGCAGAACCAACACCCCUUCAAGAAACCUCCAUCCAGAACCUGGACUCUGUCAGAGAGCCGAUCCCAGAGCUGGUUUCACCACCAGUGAAACCAGUACAGGCAGCUGCACCAGAACCAGCUCUGACUGCAGAAACAGCUCCAAGUCCGGUGAUGGACUCUGUGGAGCCUGCUGGUGCAGUUCUGCAGCCGGAGCUUGACCUGGACUUGAACAAUGAAGGAUCGGGUCAGAUGAAGGACAAGGAGGAGGAGGAGGAGGAGGUGGAGGUUCGAAGAGAAGUGGAGGAAUAUGCGACUCCUGAACCUGUUAAGGACGGAAACGUCUGUGAACAAGACGAGGGAAUGAGCACACAACAGUGUGAGGGGGGAGAGUCAGAGCGUGAUGCAGGUGAUCGGACGGCACAGAGAGAGACUGAUGGAAAACGAGAUGCUCAGCAUGAAGAAGAAGAAGAAAUGCGGAUGAAAGAGGAAACUGGUGCUACAUUUUACCCCGGCUGGUACAAACCCAGCAGCUGGUGCAGGGUUAGCCCAGAUUCUGGAGAAAUGAUUUAUGAUACAGAGGAGAUGAUGAGCUCACCACAACCAGCUAUGGAUUCCCCUCCUGAGGCCCAAAUCCAACCUCCAUGGAUGCAGGGCUCUCAGCUCCUGUCUGAAACUCAGGCUCCGACCCCGGAACAAAGCACGUCUUACUCCCAACAACCUCCCCUUGGACUUGACCUUUUAACCCACCUGCAGCCCCAACAGCUCCCACUUUCCACUCAGCUUCACCCUCAGCCGUACCUUCCUCUCCCUCAACCCCCACACCAGUCAGAAAACCCUUCUCAAACUACACCCCCGCUUACUGAAUCUCAACCCCAGAUGAAGCCUUUAGAGCCGGACGGUGCUUUGACACCUGUUCCCAAAGUGCAAACAACCAGGCGAACAGGAGAAGCUGGUAUCAUGGAGGAGGAAAAUGAGGAGGAGGAGGAGGAUAUGCAGGGCUGGGUGUGCCUGCCUGGUACAGAGGGUAGUUUUGAGCUUAAAGAUGGUAGUUUAGGCAGUUUUCCUGAUAAUAAUGAGAGUCUAACAUCCAUUCUACUAGAGGAGACUCAUCCCGUGCCAGAGAGAGGUAGUUUAGGGAUGAACAAAGACAACUUCGUUGAGCUUCGUUGUAGUCAGGUAGAGCAUGCAGAAGAGAAAGAGCAACCUGAAGAAGAUAUUUUAGGCUUGAAAGAUGCUUUGGAGCUGAAGGAAGGAAUCUCAGAGAUGGGAGAGGGUAACUUUGAAGGUCUCAUACAAGGAAGUUUAACGUCUGAUGAAAGAAGUGAAGUGCUGGAGAAUGAUUUAGCUACAAAGGCGGAUGUCUCUGAACAGAAAAAUGACAGCUCGGAUGUAGCAGAUCAUGGUGGGGAGACGACAAACGGCUUAAAACAGACAGACAAGGAUGCAGAGUUUGAGGUCAGUGUUGUCUGGUUUUACCAUCAUCGUCAUCAUCCUCAUCAUCAUCGACCAGGCUCUCUCACCAUCCACCCACCUGCUGAUGUGGCCACACCUCCACAUUGUCUUCUUCUUCUUUGUUGUUGCUGUUGAUGAUGUUUUUUUUGCAAGAGUCACUUUUGCAUCUUGGAUGAAACUGCUUCAGCACUUUCACUUGGGUCACAGUGUUGUUGUCAUGUUGGAAAAUACAGUUGGAGUGGAGAGGAGGAGGAGAGGAUGAAGGCUCAUUCCUGCUAUUAAACAAAAAAAUAUAGUAUCCCAAACAUGCAUUGUCCCAAAAGUCGUAGUAACCCCAAAAUAGUUAAUCAGAUGUCAGUGAAAAGCUAGAUCUGUCUUUCCACCUGAAUUCAUGACAUUCUUUUUUAUUUCUAUCAUCAUUAUUUUGGAGAAUUUUAUGCCUUUAUAGUCGAGAGAUGAGAGGAAACGAGAGGAGAGACAGAUGGACACGAACCAGAACUUUAAUUACAAGGCCAUCAGGGCCUGGUCAAACUGAAAGAGUGCCUGUGUGAGUCCAGAAAAGAGUCGUCCUUCCUUCCUCCUCUCUGCAGUUUUCCGUGUUAGUCAUUUUUUGAUGCAUCAUCACUCCAUCUCUCUUCUUCUUUUUCAAUUCCUCUGCCAAUCUCCUCCAAUUUUCCAUCAUUAUCCUCCCUUUUCCAUCUUCCAUUGUUCUGAUUCCUCAACCCUCUUGUUUUCUAUCUCGAUCUGCCUUCAUCCUCAUGUACUGUCCAUCACUCCUCCAUUUUUCUGUUUUUCCUCUACUUUUUUUCUCUUGUUUCUCUCUAUCUCUACUGGCCUCUCUCUCCUUAUUCUAUGAAAUUCCUUCCUCUCCUCCAUUUCUCCUUUCCUGCAUUAUAUUUUCUAUCACCUUGUUUUCUUCUAACUGCUUCCAUAAACUCACAAAUUCCUUCUACUUCUUCUCCAUUUUUCUUUCCUGCCUCUUUCCUUAUU